AUGACACUCGUGCAUUCUUUGCGCGUUUUCUUGUCGAGGCGCAGUUUCACCAAAGAAGCUGCGAGGCGUUUGCCUCGACACGUCACCAGCAUCGGUGCGUUUCCGCGUGAAGAGCGACUGCUGGCGCGUUCCAAACAACGCAUUAUAGCGCUCGUGUGCGGCCAACAAAGGCGCGCACUUGGUCAGCUCGUGCGAAGUGCUCGUCCUGCGGUAGACACCGAGUCACCGGCGCGAGCGAAGCGACGCGUUGCUACCCAAGCGACACCAUCCUACGCUGUGGUGGAACACGAGUACGACGCUGUUGUGCUGGGCGCUGGCGGUGCAGGCCUCCGAGCAGUUAUUGGCUGUGCUGAGGCCGGUUUGAAAACCGCCUGUGUCACGAAACUGUUUCCAACGCGCUCCCACACCGUUGCCGCACAAGGGGGUAUCAACGCUGCGCUUGGGAACAUGACCGAGGAUGACUGGCGCUGGCACAUGUACGAUACGGUGAAAGGUAGCGAUUGGCUCGGAGAUCAGGACGCGAUUCACUAUAUGUGUCGAGAAGCGCCGAAGGUUGUCAUCGAGUUAGAGCACUACGGCGUGCCUUUUUCGCGUACGGAAGAUGGCCGUAUCUACCAGCGGGCGUUUGGUGGCCAAAGUUUGAAGUUCGGGAAAGGUGGACAAGCAUAUCGCUGCGCUGCUGCCGCGGACCGCACGGGGCACGCGCUCUUGCACACACUCUACGGGCAAGCGCUGAAACACAAUGCGGAUUUCUUCGUGGAGUACUUCGGUCUAGAUCUGAUCAUGGACGAGGAAGGAGUCUGCCGCGGUCUGAUGGCGCUCUGUCUAGAGGACGGUACGAUUCACCGUUUCCGGUCCCAUGCGGUGAUUAUCUGCACUGGUGGCUACGGAAGAGCGUACUUCUCGGCAACUUCAGCGCACACUUGCACAGGCGAUGGUAACGCCAUGGCUGUCCGUGCUGGUAUACCACUGCAAGACAUGGAGUUUGUACAGUUCCACCCGACAGGAAUCUACGGCGCAGGUUGCCUCAUAACGGAAGGCUGCCGCGGUGAAGGCGGUAUCCUGCGAAAUGGCGUUGGUGAACGUUUCAUGGAACGCUAUGCACCUAGCGCGAAAGACUUGGCAAGUCGUGAUGUCGUCUCGCGUGCGAUGACCCUCGAGAUCAUGGAGGGUCGCGGAUGUGGACCCCAGAAGGAUCAUAUUCAACUGUUUCUGAAUCAUAUUCCCCCAGAGAUUUUGAAGGAACGUCUUCCUGGUAUUAUGGAGACCGCACGCAUCUUUGCUGGUGUCGACGUCACCAAAGAGCCGAUUCCCGUCCUUCCGACGGUUCACUACAAUAUGGGCGGCAUCCCGACCAACUGGCGAGGUGAAGUCCUGCGCCCCACAGCAUCGGAUCCGGACGCAGUCGUGCCGGGUCUUCUCGCAGCUGGAGAAGCCGCCUGCGCUUCUGUCCAUGGCGCCAAUCGCCUUGGCGCAAAUUCCCUGCUGGAUAUUGUUGUAUUUGGACGUGCUUGUGCGCAUGCUGUGGCGGAGCAAGUUCGCCCGGGAAUGCCUCACAAGCCGCUGCCGGCGAAUGCCGGUGAAGACGCUAUCGCGAACUUGGAUCGCUUUCUCCACGCGAACGGGAGCAUCAAGACCGCGGACUUGCGUCUGAGAAUGCAGAAAAUCAUGCAGAACCAUGCAGCUGUCUUCCGGGCGAAAGACACACUGGAAGAAGGAUGCAAGCUGAUCGACGAGUGCUACUCGGACUUGAAUGAGGUGCGUAUUGCCGAUCGAUCCCUAAUCUGGAAUACGGAUCUGAUCGAAACAUUAGAACUGCAGAAUCUGCUCCAGAAUGCCGUAGCCACGAUGCACAGCGCAGAGCAACGCAAGGAGUCACGAGGUGCGCACGCGCGCGACGACUUUCCCAAGAGAGACGAUGAGCACUGGAUGAAGCAUACACUGGCAUGGGUACAUGCACAGGACGCGCUGCCUGCGAACGCGUCACCAGUGCGGAUAGGCUAUCGACCCGUCCACGACUGGAGCCUCGACGAGAGCGAGCAGACGCCUUUUCCACCGGCGCAACGGGUUUAUUAA
Messenger RNA from Cyanidioschyzon merolae strain 10D, 2076 nucleotides. Its product is annotated as succinate dehydrogenase flavoprotein subunit precursor. The record is from RefSeq and is a predicted model, not a curated record. Bases 1 to 2076 code for a protein of 691 amino acids. NCBI's taxonomy places the organism in Eukaryota, Rhodophyta, Bangiophyceae, Cyanidiales, Cyanidiaceae. Gene Ontology annotation, biological process: mitochondrial electron transport, succinate to ubiquinone; tricarboxylic acid cycle. Gene Ontology annotation, molecular function: electron transfer activity; flavin adenine dinucleotide binding; succinate dehydrogenase (quinone) activity. The transcript has a single exon.